AUGGGCUUCCUGCACCAGCUGCAGCUGCUGCUCUGGAAGAACGUGACGCUGAAGCGCCGGAGCCCGGCCUCGGCCGUGGCUACCACAGAUGAGUGUCUUCCUCCAGGAAGGCCUCGUCGCCUGGGGCAGACGCACCAGGCUCUGUCCUGCGGCCUCUCUCGGGAAGGGUGGGCCGUGCCUCAGUUUCCCUUCCUGGAGUGUGGCCUGCCCUUCCCAGUUAGAUGGAUCGGGUUUGUCCUGGCGCUCCUGGCUGGCGUGGUCACCGAGCGGCCGUGGUGGGGACCCGCGGCGUCACCCGUGGGUCUCGGCGGGGGCUUCGUGUGCAGGGGUGGCUCUGGACCUGCGCUGCCUGCCUGUAACCAGAUGCCCCUGUGGCGACUGCCACCCGUCAGCCAGGCUGCUCCUCCCCCCCCACCGCUCCUGCACCGCCGUCACCAUAGCAACAGGGAGGCAGCCCGGCCCGCGCUGCAGUCAGGGCGGAGCCCCGAGGAGCAGGGGCCCUCAGGGCGAGAGGCCGUGGCCCAGGGGCGGGGCAACGCUCCCGGCGAGGUCUGCCCCAAGGCUCGGGCCCUGGCGUGGUCGCGGCAGUGGGGUGGCAGAGACCACGGGGGGGGGGGGGCAGCUGUGGCCUUCAAGACCCCCAGCCCCAGGGCGGCAGCCGUGGGUGGCCCGGCGGGUGCUCCCGGUGCCGCUGGGAUCCUCUCUGCUUGCACUAACCGCCUCCCCUCCAUGGCCAGCCUUCUACACCGCGGCACCCCUGACCUCUGCGGGCAUCCUGCCGUCAUGCAGUCCCUGUGCCCCGACGGCCAGCGGGUCGAGUUCGGCUUCCUGCAGUAUGCCAACUCCACGGUCACCCAGCUGCUGGAGCGCCUCAGCCGCGUGGUGGAGGAGGGCAACUUGUUUGACCCUGCGCAGCCCAGCCUGGGCUUGGAGCUCGAGGCCCUGCGCCAGCACCUGGAGGCCCUCAGCUCCGGCCCCAGCGCCUGGGGGAGCCACCUGGACAGACCUGCAGUGCCCUCCUUCUCUCUGGACUCCGUGGCCAGGGACCCGCAGGAGCUGGGCCGCUUCCUCGUGCAGAACCUGUCGCUGCCUAACGGCACCGCCCAGGCCCUUCUGGCUGCCCGCGUGGACCCUUCCGAGGUCCACCGGCUGCUCUUCGGCCCCACGCCCGUCCUGGACAGGGAGUCCUGGAGCCCCCCGGGCGGCGACCCCUCGUUCCGCGUAGAGGAGCUGGUGCUGGCUCCCGCCCGCCUGGAGCGGCUCACCUGCGCCCUGGGCCCCGGCGAGCCGGGCCGGAUCCUCACCGUGCCGGAGGGGCAGCGGACGGCCCUGCGGGGCUACCGGGACAACGGUCCUGCGGCGGGCGGGCCGCGGCGCGGGCCCGGCACUUCACGGGGCUGGCCGCCGCGCUCCGGGACCACCUGGACGUGGCCAGGAUCGCUCGGCAGCUGGGCCUGGACGCCCCCAACAGCUCGGACUCCCCGCCGCGGGCCCCGCCCCCACGGAGCCUGCAGGCUCUUCUGGGGGACCUGCUGGACGCGCAGAAGGUCCUGCAGGACGUGGACGUGCUGUCCGCCCUGGCUCUGCUGCUGCCCCAGGGCGCCUGCGCCGGCCGGGGCCCCCGGCGCCUCCCCCGCCGGCGGCCACGGAGGUGGGGGCAACGGCACCGGCUCCAACGCCACGGCCGAGGAAGCGGCGGCCCCCGCUGCCCCGGACACGCUGCAAGCUGGUUCCUGGAGAAGAAGAACGUGA
Messenger RNA from Perognathus longimembris pacificus (Pacific pocket mouse), 1752 nucleotides. RefSeq names its product ATP-binding cassette sub-family A member 2-like. The transcript has 13 exons. Bases 1 to 1752 code for a protein of 583 amino acids. The record is from RefSeq and is a predicted model, not a curated record. NCBI's taxonomy places the organism in Eukaryota, Metazoa, Chordata, Mammalia, Rodentia, Heteromyidae.